AUGAGAACAUUUUUACAAUUGAAGAAAAAUUUAACCACCAAAGUGGUCGUGUGUACUCACACUGCUCUAAAGAAGACCAGGAAGUCAUUGGAAGACUGGAAAGAGGUCUCCAAACCCUUCCUCAGUAAUGGUUUGGUAGGGAGAUUCCACUCCAGUUCACAAGGCCAGGUUAACUCAGCAAUAGCUGCAAAAGAACAUUCCAGACUUCACUCUGCCUCGGAUUGGCCCUCAGGAAGCCCUGAUCUCAAACCACUAGAUUAUCGGCUUUGGUCUGAACUGGAGAGGUUGGCAUGCCACAGAACACACUGUACACCUUGGAAAGCCUCAAACAAUCUCUGCUCCGAGUAG
Messenger RNA from Nezara viridula (southern green stink bug), 348 nucleotides. The record is from the annotation of a GenBank genome assembly. NCBI's taxonomy places the organism in Eukaryota, Metazoa, Arthropoda, Insecta, Hemiptera, Pentatomidae.